GAAAAGAUAAAACCUGAACUAAUCCUGUUGGCAGAGCCGUUUGAGAUGGAAGCAGGUUGUGGUGAGAAGAAGAAGAGGAGGAAAGGAGAGAAAGAAGAGGCAGAAAAGUAAAAGGAAACACGAGAAGCGAAGAGCUUGCAAGUGAAUCAAACAAACCGAAUUAAAUUUCUCCCACAACACAAGAAGGGCUGUACCACUGCGAGUAUUCACUGAGCCUCGCAUCCCCAGUCAUCUACAUCCCACAUCUCAUCAUCAAGAUCAUGAGACUCAUUCUUGUGUAUACUCUCUCAUAUUGUCAUAAUGACGGCCCUCGUCCUUCCUGGACAGUAAAUUGACUGGGAACUCCGAGCUAGAAGAGAAAGAGUCGCAAAGCAGACACUCCGGAUGAACGUGAAGAUAUAUUCGGCAUCGCAAGUCAGCCUCCGACAAUAUCUCCUCUUUCGGACCCUCGUUCCCCCCAUUGUACUGCCAAACCAGCUGAAUGUCCAGAACCUUGGGAUUUCGCAUCAUAUGAUGCAGGCCAUUCAGUGGCUAAAUUCCCUUUCCUUCAAUGAAUACAUCGCAUGUUUCUCCAACAGGCAGGCGCAGACGACUGGGUGGGUUUGGGGUGGCACAGACCGCCUGUUUAGGGUUAUGGCCAUGCAACAGCAAGAAGCUAUUCGUAACCUCACUAUUAACGGUAUCAAUUGCGGUGUAUCUGAGUCGACAGUCAAUACUGCUUUUCUAUCUUUCUUGAAUGCCAUCUCAGACUUGGGCCCGCAGCCUGCUUAACGCCUAUGGACGCUCACACGCAAGAAGCUUGUGGCGGACUUCAGCACACCGCAGCGCGAAAGAAAAUUUGUGUCCUACACAGAUGGGCAGCUGGAAAAUGCUGUCACCGGCCGGGUUCUCGCACUCGUCGAAUGCAAAGGUCCUGGGGGGACAAUCACUCGCCGAAAGUGGAUAUGCAAGAAGUCGCGGAAGUGAUUGCCUGGAUAAAAAGCUUUCCUACGGCAGCGGGGACUGCUGAUUCACGAGUACUCUUGUCCAAGGAUGGUACCGAGCUCUACAUUAGUAUCUUUACUUACGAUGAUGGAUGGUUGAGGUAUCUGCAG
Messenger RNA from Aspergillus piperis CBS 112811, 1094 nucleotides. RefSeq lists its product as uncharacterized. Bases 385 to 771 code for a protein of 128 amino acids. The transcript has a single exon. Lineage: Eukaryota; Fungi; Ascomycota; Eurotiomycetes; Eurotiales; Aspergillaceae. The record is from RefSeq and is a predicted model, not a curated record.